Molecule: messenger RNA, 3096 nt
Organism: Megalobrama amblycephala (Wuchang bream)
Lineage: Eukaryota; Metazoa; Chordata; Actinopteri; Cypriniformes; Xenocyprididae
Product: cytohesin 1 interacting protein
Exons: 8
Coding region: 99-1130 (343 amino acids)
Molecular function (GO): protein binding
Source: RefSeq, a predicted model, not a curated record
CUGAUACUCACGUGACGUGGGUAUAUCCGCUGUGUAUACUACAGACAGGUCACACUGAAGCCUGCAGUUGUGUGCUGUGGUUCUAUGAAUAAAGAAGCAUGAUGACAUCCAAUAAGAACUGUAAAGCACCUUUAAAACAGCUGAGCAGCCUGGACAGCUACAUAAUCGACAGCUCUCAAAAGAAGAAAAGCAUACUGUGGCGACGACGGUCUUUCAACAGUGCCAAAAGUUUGAAUACUGAAGAAAUCAAAGGCGGGACAUUAUCACGCAGUCAGCUGCGUAGAACACACUCAACAUCUCUGGUGGAUUAUACUGAUCCUCAGAGAACAGUGGUUAUAUUGGAGAAACAAGACAAUGAAGCCUUUGGAUUUGAAGUCCAGACAUAUGGUCUGAAGGUGAAGAACAGCAGUAUGGUGGAGAUGUGUACAUUUGUGUGCAGUGUGCAGGAUGGCAGUGCAGCCGAAACUGCAGGUUUGACUGCUGGUGACAUCAUAUUGUCAGUAAAUGGAGUCAGUAUUGAGGGUUCUACCCACCAGCAUAUCAUUGAGUUGAUUCGAGAAUCCACUAACAUGUUAAAGUUGGAGACAGUCAGCGGGAAUGUUGUGAAGAGAAUUGAAUUAGAGAAAAAGAUGCGCUACCUUAAGCAAACUCUACGUGAGAAAUGGGUGGAACUGCAAUCUCUCACGCUUCAGGAAAGGCGUCUUACUGGAGGUAAUCUGAAUGAGAGUGCUCAGCAUCUGUCUGUUGACUCUGUGACAUCUCUUUCAUCUCCAAUGGGCCUCUCUGGGCAGCGUUUUUCCAGUGACAGCAGUUGCCGCAGCAUCAUGACAGAUGAUAGUGAGGAUGCCGCCUUCAUGUCACCAGUAUUUGAUGAUUCAAGUCCAUUUAGCCCCACUGAGCCAAACGGCGGCUUCUUCCAGCUGGAGGGGGGCACGUUGCGACCCCUGACAAGAACACGCAGCAUUAGCCUGACCAGCAGUAACAGUUCACUCUCCCCAAGCUGGGAAAAUUCAUCUUCAACCGUGUUUGGGACCCUGCCAAGGAGAGGCAGAAGAGGUAGUGUCCGCAAGCACCUUUUGAAGUUCAUACCUGGACUGAAUCACUCCGUAGAGGAAGAGGAGGGCAGCUGAAAAAUCAUUCAUACCGCCACUGACUGUUGAUCUGAUUAAUUUUUUUGUAAGGACCUUGGGCAGUGGAAGGUUCAUUCCAUUUUUGACUUUCCUGCUUUAAGUGAUCAUAAAAACAGGAGUUGAGUCUCACAUGAGCAUUACAGACUGCAUGAUGGCAAUCUCUGUAUAUUUUUUUGUCAGUUUUUUGUCAAGUGGCCAAAGCAUUAUGACUUCCCAAAGAUUCAGCACUGAAAUAAACAACUGGCAUUAACCAAACCUUAGGAAAGUGUAUGCUAAAAAGCAACUGCAUUGAGAGAAUAUUACACCUUGCUUCCACUGCUCUAAUUUAGUGGUGCAAGACAUGCAAGCUUAUGAAUGUGUCCUAUUUCCCACUUGAUCAAGAUCUCAAUGUCUGCUGUAGCAUGCAAUUGAAGUGUGGUUGCUCAGUGGUUAGGGCAAGUAAGUUCUUAGUGUUAAGUAUCUGCCUUGCUGUUCUCCAAAAUAUGUCAGACUGCAGUUCUUAACAACGUAAGUUACAUUUUUAGUAUUUCUGCAAGGACUGCAAUAGUAGGUAUAUAGCACCUUCUUCUAAUGUCAGUUCUCUUAUUCAGGUUUUGGUGAAGCAAGAAGCUGAAGAGAAAGUAUAUUCAGUACUCACAGAAUGCUCACAGAAUGCUAGGAACCCUUUGAUUUAAAUGGGGAUGUUGCGUUGCAAGGGUCCAUCCAUUCUCCAAAACCGCUUUUCCUCUGUAGUCGUGGGGAUGCUAGUGCCUAACCCAGUGUCUUGGGACACAGACUGCCCAUCCAUCCAGGGUGAUUCACCAACUAUCACAGUGGUUACACAAAGACACAUGCAAUUUAGUGUCUCCAAUCCACCUAUACUGUGUGCCCCUAGAUUGUGGGGGAAACUGCCGCACCCGGAGAAAACCCAUGGCAACACGGGGCAACUGCAGACAUUUACUCUGCAUUACUCUGAUUUCGUUACCACUAGAGAAACAUAGAACCGAAUGUUACAGAGACUGUGCAAAAAUGUUUGUGUAAAAUAUGUUUGUUUCCCAAGUCUCUGCUAAAUGACAAAUAACCAUAACAAUUAAUUAUGUGCAAGCUUACUGUGAUUUUCCCUAGCAGGACAACUUGUUGGUCUUGGAACAGCAUUCCAGUAGGUUUAUGUUUAGGAUUAGGGCUGAGGUUAAAGCUUCAACUGCAUUCUUAUCAAUCUAAUUUCUGUAUUUAUGGUUAAAUUGAAUAAUGGACAACUAAACUUAAUUUGCUCAAAAUCUCAUAUUUAUAACACUUUACUUUAGAUAAUAUCUAUGAAAAUGUAUAGAAUAUAUAGCUCUUCAUUUCUACUCUUUAAGAAGUAUUUUAAUCCUGAUCUCAUAUUCGUUUAAAUGAGAAAUUAAAAUCAUUAAACAUAGAAAGGACUGAUCUGUGAGUGGAUUUGAAAGUUAAGUGCUGACUUGAAAAGGCUGCGAUGACAUUAGUGACAGAGCUCCAAACCACAGAGGUAUAGAAAAAUUCAUAACAGGAUGUGGUCUGCUAGAGGUGCUACUUUACCAACUUUUUUCAUGCUUUUUUGAGUGAUCCCUGUAACAGGCAGUUUUACUUAAACUAAUAAUAUUCAAAAGUUCAUGAAUGUGAAAAACAGUGCUUGCUGUUUCAUUCUUUUCUUUUUUCUUUUUUAAUGAGCAUAGUGUCUGUCUCUCUAUGUGUAUGUGUGUGUGGGGGGUGGGGUGGGGGUGGGGUGGGUGGGGGUGGGGGGUAUAUUCUCCGGAAAAAAAUAGUCUUGCAGUUGCUGCUAGUCACCUGCAUACAAUACAGGAAGUAUGUGCUUGACACAAAAAGACUCUGCUCUUUGCACAGUUCUGUUCUCUGUUCUCUCUUUUGUUUCCUUUUACCAUUUUGUUUAGAUUUGAACAGUAUGUAGUCUAGAUUUAGUUUAUUUUGCAGUAAGCAAGUGCUUAUAUUAAAAUCAAUUAACACAUUU